This is a messenger RNA of Chiloscyllium plagiosum (whitespotted bambooshark), 2408 nucleotides long. It is a transcript of the gene slc32a1, whose product is annotated as solute carrier family 32 member 1. NCBI's taxonomy places the organism in Eukaryota, Metazoa, Chordata, Chondrichthyes, Orectolobiformes, Hemiscylliidae. Gene Ontology annotation, molecular function: L-amino acid transmembrane transporter activity. The record is from RefSeq and is a predicted model, not a curated record. Gene Ontology annotation, biological process: amino acid transmembrane transport. Gene Ontology annotation, cellular component: vacuolar membrane.
CAGAGAGCGAGAAAGCUCCGACGCCUUUCCCUGGUUUGCUGCUUUCACGUUGCAGUGAGUGAGAGCGAUACAGGAUGCGGCGGGCAAGCUUAUAGACUCCAACUCGAAAAGCUGUCAUGAUCCACGGGAACGCCUGGAAGGGCAGGUACACUUUCAGUAAGAUUUGGAGAUAGCAGUUUGGGAUCCCAUACUCCUCUCUCUUCCCCCCCCCCCCUCCACAAAGCUUUGCCGUGCAAAUCAAAAUUGCUUCCUGUUCUGCAAGAGAGUGUCUCCCAAGAACCAAGUGGCGAUGGCGACGCUUAUAAAAAGCAAGCUUUCAAAUGUUGCUACUUCCGUAUCGAACAAAUCUCAGGCUAAAGUUAGCGGGGUGUUCGCCAGGAUGGGCUUUCAAGCGGCGACUGACGAGGAAGCUGUCGGGUUUGCCCAGUGUGAUGACCUCGACUAUGAGCACCGUCAGGGUCUGCAGAUGGACAUUCUGAAGCCGGAAGAGGUGAGCGGAGAGGCAGAGCCAGCGACUGAGGGCGACAGUCACUACCAGAGGGACGGGACUGGGCUGCCCCCUUCAACCUCCAAGAAUGGAGAGCCGUGUGUGGAAUUAGCAGCUCAGGGGAAGCCCAAAAUCACUGCAUGGGAAGCGGGCUGGAAUGUGACCAACGCCAUCCAGGGUAUGUUCGUCCUGGGCCUCCCUUAUGCUAUCCUGCACGGAGGAUAUCUCGGACUGUUUUUAAUCAUUUUCGCUGCUGUUGUGUGUUGCUACACGGGAAAGAUCCUGAUUGCUUGCCUGUACGAGGAAAACGAAGACGGCGAGCUAGUGAGAGUAAGGGACUCCUAUGUAGAUAUUGCCAAUGCCUGCUGUGCCCCUCGCUUUCCGAAGCUGGGCGGUAGGGUCGUGAAUGUAGCCCAGAUCAUUGAGUUAAUAAUGACCUGCGUUUUGUAUGUGGUUGUAAGCGGCAACCUUAUGUAUAACAGUUUCCCGAAUCUGCCCGUCUCUCAAAAGUCGUGGUCCAUCUUGGCCACUGCGAUAUUAUUACCUUGCGCGUUCCUGAGAAAUCUCAAAGCGGUGUCCAAGUUCAGUUUGCUCUGUACUCUGGCACAUUUUGUGAUUAACAUCUUAGUGAUCGCCUACUGUCUGUCUCGAGCCCGGGACUGGGCCUGGGAUAAAGUCAAGUUCUAUAUUGAUGUGAAAAAGUUCCCAAUUUCCAUCGGUAUUAUUGUCUUUAGCUACACUUCACAGAUCUUCCUGCCAUCGCUGGAGGGCAACAUGAAAAGCCCCAAAGAAUUCCACAGUAUGAUGAACUGGACUCAUAUUGCAGCGUGCAUAUUGAAGGGACUGUUCGCCUUGGUGGCCUACCUAACUUGGGCAGAUGAGACAAAAGAGGUGAUCACAGACAAUCUCCCCUCUACUAUUAGGGCAGUGGUCAACGUUUUUCUCGUAGCCAAAGCUUUGCUCUCCUAUCCGCUGCCAUUUUUCGCAGCUGUUGAAGUCUUAGAGAAAUCCUUUUUCCAGGAGGGCAGGAUUGCAAUGUUUACGAAUUGUUAUGGGGUAGAUGGUAAACUCAAAUCAUGGGGUUUAGCUUUACGCUGCAUACUAGUGGUCUUGACCUUGUUUAUGGCCAUGUAUAUCCCCCAUUUCGCUCUGUUAAUGGGCCUGACUGGGAGCCUAACGGGUGCUGGUCUCUGUUUUCUGCUCCCAAGUCUCUUCCAUCUUAAAAUUUUGUGGCGAAAACUGCAGUGGCACCACGUCUUUUUCGAUGUCUCCAUCUUUGUCAUCGGUUCUAUAUGCAGUGUGUCCGGCUUCAUCCAUUCACUGGAGGGACUAAUUGAGGCUUUCGCCUCCAACACAAGCGACUGAGAGCCAUUUGGGGCACAUUCCCACCCCGUCCCACCCCCACCCGCCCUCAGAUCCACAAACCACUUCAGAUAGGCGCCCGUUUUAAUUUUGCACAGAACUCAAAUUGUUACCUAAAACCGAUCAAGUGCAGGAACUAUGAAAAAAAAAUCUACAUUUAAAUUCUGACCGCAUUGCGGCAGCUCGUGCAAUUAUAAUUCGGCGUUUUCUAAGUGGAGAUGACAGGGCCAACCUUCAAUAACACCUUGAAGUAUUUCCAGAGUAUUUCAAAUAUGCAGUAUUGGCGGGGUUUGUUGUCACCAACUCGCAUCCCAACAUUAUAAGGUUUCAACAACGAGGUCUCCAGGCAAGAGACUGGGAAUGUCUGAAAAUCCAUGUUUAUUAUAUGGAGAGGAAUAUAUGUGCUAUCUAAGCGAUUAUUUCAUGAACAUGUGGAAAUGUUUUAAACCGUCUGUGUGGUGUGGUUAUACAUGGCGGAAUGUAUAAUGCGAAGUUUAUCUUGAAGUAUAUAUUGUGUAAUAUAAAUAUACAUAUACAUAUAUGGCAAAAUAAAUGACAA